AUGGAAAGCUACUUUGUCAAUCAGCGUGAAACCAUUUUUCGGAACGUUGAGGUGCUGAUCUAUGUGUUUGACAUAGAUAACUAUGAAGUGGCCAAAGAUCUAAACUAUUACCGGUCUUGCCUGGAAGCUGUCAACCAGAAUUCCCCUGGUGCGAGAAUCUUUUGCCUCAUACACAAGAUGGACCUGGUUCCAGAAAACAAACAACAGGAG
Molecule: messenger RNA, 210 nt
Organism: Opisthorchis viverrini
Lineage: Eukaryota; Metazoa; Platyhelminthes; Trematoda; Opisthorchiida; Opisthorchiidae
Exons: 1
Biological process (GO): positive regulation of TOR signaling; regulation of autophagy; cellular response to amino acid stimulus
Cellular component (GO): nucleus; Gtr1-Gtr2 GTPase complex; lysosome
Molecular function (GO): GTP binding; GTPase activity
Source: RefSeq, a predicted model, not a curated record